Diatraea saccharalis (sugarcane borer) is the source of this 1421-nucleotide messenger RNA. The record is from the annotation of a GenBank genome assembly. NCBI's taxonomy places the organism in Eukaryota, Metazoa, Arthropoda, Insecta, Lepidoptera, Crambidae.
AUGGUGCUAGGGUUGCCAACAGUUGAUCAGAAAUCCGGAAGUAAAAAAGUAAUGAGGUCACCACUGAGUGAAUACCUAUUUCUGCCGUGGCUAGGAGCGACUCUCCGUGGUCUGUUCCUCAGGCAGGCGCCCACAGCCAUUGCUCUCUUGUAUACGGUGGCUGUCGUCGAUGGCAACAUCAAUCCGUUGUUCCUUACGGCGUUUUCUUUCCUCUUUUUACUAGAAGCUCGCAUGUGGUUGGAGAUCGCAAGAUUGGUCCGAACGCGCUGGGAACGUCGUGAUCAUAUCAAUUCAGAGCAAGACGCACAGUAUGAAGUAGAAACCCUUUGGAGUAAUGACGACGUGCAGAGCGUUGAAGUCCGCAAUUAUGUGUACUAGGGUUUAUAGUAAACAAAAUAUACCACAUUUCGUAGAUCUACAGACAUUCUUUUGGGAAAAGUCAAAAUGUCCAUAUAGUAAUAUAUUAAACUAAAACUAUAAAAAAAGGCAAGCACGCCUUGACUCUCAAAUAGUGAUCCAUCGAUUUAAACACGCUAGCUGUUCCAACAUUUUUGAUCGCUUUUUUGGCUAAGUAUUUGAUGCUAUCUGUGUUCAAAUACGUAUUUACAAGAUCUAUUUCGUAUUCGAAAUUGUCAUGUGCAUAAUUAAUUUCAUUGUCAAUGUCUUUUUUUCAUUGUUUAUAUUCACAAAUAAAAGAAACAAUUUUUGUACUAAUAGUUUCAUUACAGACUUAAUUAUAAAUAAUUCAUUAAAAACAUACAUAAAAUCUAAGGUAAAAUCUAUACAAAAUUAAAUCUAUAAUUCCACAUCACAACUAAACUUUGGUUUGGUGUUAAAAUCAGUAUUUACAGAUAUCUUGUAUACAACGGCGAUUUUAAAAAGAACCCUAAAUUAUAAAUCUAUGAAUAAAACACUAAAAGUCAAAAUUAAACACUAAAAAAGGGAAUUGAUUUCUAAAUAGCUACGGUACACAUUUUACAAUACCUCUUUGAACUUUAAAGCUUUAGUUAGAAAGUUUAUUUCAAUGUUACCACACUGUACACUUGUGGAUGGGAUUCAUGGGAGAUCCGGGGGGACAUUGAAACUCCCUGGCGAAGUCGUGCGAAUUGGACAAUGUACCGAUUACCCGAAAUCUUCCUGGAGAAUGAACGGCUGUUUUUAGUUUGUUCCGCAUCGCUUCUGGUCGCAUGGCGCCGCACCAUACCUGUAUUUCAAACGAGACAUAAAUAUUUUGAUCGAACCAGGUUUUCGGAAAAAAAAAUAGUUCACUCUUUUGACUAAAAUUUCUUAUUCAUCAUUGCAUCCUGUUUUAGCAUAAAAUCAGAUAAUAAAUAAUAAUUUGCUUUUAAAUAACGUUGUCACAUUUAGUUUGGAUUCUUUUUUUUAAAUAGUGCUCAGUUAAGAUUAUAUAAUGGUGCUUA